Molecule: messenger RNA, 3167 nt
Organism: Phyllopteryx taeniolatus (common seadragon)
Lineage: Eukaryota; Metazoa; Chordata; Actinopteri; Syngnathiformes; Syngnathidae
Product: cadherin-related family member 5
Exons: 16
Coding region: 195-2660 (821 amino acids)
Biological process (GO): multicellular organism development; cell morphogenesis; cell-cell junction assembly
Cellular component (GO): catenin complex; adherens junction; membrane
Molecular function (GO): cadherin binding; calcium ion binding
Source: RefSeq, a predicted model, not a curated record
GCUGCUGUCUGCUUUUUAACGUGUGUGGGCGGAGGCGUUGGUGGGUUGGGUGUGUGUUGUUGGUCCAAAAGUGACAUUUGGUUGCGUUUGUGAGGCAGCAAUGUGAUCGGAGGACAUGGAGACUGACGCACCUACCGCAGAGGAUUUGACAACAGCAGCUACCUCAAGAUCCUGAGACCCGUCUGAGCUCAGGGAUGGCCGUGGUUGCCGUUCUGAAGUGGACCCCCCCCUUGACGGUCCUCCUGUAUCUACAUGCAGUCGCAGGGAUGUCCGGAUGGAGCGGAUGCUUGGACGGUCAGGACGUAUACUCCAGGGUGGCGGAAAACAGCCUCUGUGGAGAAGUGGUGGCUGACCUCAUGGCGGACCACCCUGUGGAGGGCAUUGAGUGGAGACUGCAAGGGAAAGAUGCCGAUUGGUUCUUCUUGGAUGGAGGAGUCAUACAUUUGAAUACUUCACCUGAGAAAGUGCUCGACCGAGAGCUGCAGGGUCCCGUCCUGAUGGCGGAACUGUCGUGCUAUGAAGACGACGUGCUUCAGAGUGUUUCCAGGAUAGUGGUGGAGGUUCUCAAUGAGAAUGACAACUGGCCCGUGUUUGCGGAAGACACCAUCCAAUCUGUUGUCAUCAGUGAGCUGACUCCGGUCAAUGCGCUCGUGUUUACCAUCCUGGCAACUGAUGCAGACAAUGACCAGAUCAUUUACUCCAUUGACCAGUCAUCUCCUGACGCAGACUACUUCAAAAUCGAUUUUCGCAACAGCGGUGCAGUGAUACUCGCCAAAUCUCUCGACUACGAGACCAAAACUCAGCUCUUUCUCACCAUCCACGCCUCCGAAAUGAACACGGCCGAGCACUUCAACACCAGCACCGACGUCACGGUUGACGUCCAGGACGGCGAUGACCUGUACCCUCAGUUCCUGCCCUGCACGCUGCUGUUCCAGGACCGCACCAAUCGGAUUUGCACCAGUCCCGUGUACACUGUCAAUGUCACAGAAGGCAAAGAGGACUUUGUGCUGGAUUUCUCUCCUGGUCCUAUCCAUGCAGUGGACGGAGACAGAGGACUCAAGGCCACGCUCAGCUAUGCCAUCCUCUCAGGGGACGACCACGGUCGAUUCCUGAUGGACCGGCAGACUGGGGAGGUGAGGUUCACCCGGGCGGUGAAAGACAGACUCACCACACCGGCACUGCAUCUUCAAGUCAUGGCCUUUCAGGACGACGACCCCAGGAAGUACUCUGUUGCCACGGUGCUUGUCCGCGUGCUGGCGGUGAACCAGUUUCAUCCAGUGUUUGACAUGGCUGAAUACCACGGCUUUGUGACUGCGGGGAAGAGUCCCGCUUCUCUAGUUUAUACCUACGGCAACAGAGCGCUGAUGUUACAUGUGCAGGACCAGGACUUUAAACAUGGAUUUAAUCCGAUGAUCUACUUCACCUUCAGCCCCACGUCCAAUCACACAGGGAUCUACCGGCUCACACAGGAGGGGCUUCUCAUUGCCAGAACCAAUCAGCUCAAAGCGAGACAAAAGCACCUUCUGCACGUAAUGGCACGAGACCGGGAGUCAGGCGACACCGUUGACUCUUCUGUGGUGGUGGAGGUGUUAUCUGAAAGCCAAUCAAUUCCUCUGAGCGCGCUGAUAGACGACCGCACCAUCAGCUGCACCCUUGGCAAAGCCUUGUUCCUCAGCACAGCCUUCCUGACGGUGGUCGGAUGCGCCAUGGCUCUGGUUCUGUGGAUCAAGAGGAAACACAAGGGCCAUCUGGACCCCCUGGAAAGAGGCUGCGUAGCCCAGGGCAAGCACCCCAAUGUGAGCCUACGGUGGUUCCAACUGGUGAAUCCGAGCAGCGGCACCCCACGGGUGGAUGAUGUGAGCUUCAGCAGUGAAGACUACGGAACCAUCAACCCUUCAUUCAGCUUCACAGGAAAAGACCAGGGGCCAGUCCAGCCCAACAACAACAACCCAACGGCUCCCCUUGAUGCUACAUUGAGCUUGGCUGAAGCUAUGUGUACCACCAUCACCUUCAACAACAGCGUCUCCACUCCCACCAAAAGCCUGUCUUGCUUGUCUACCUUCCGGCCCAACUCUGUGGACAUCAACCCUGUCGAGCCCAAAGAAAGCGGAUCGGAAACACCUCCGCUGGAAGCAACUAUACCUUCCACAUGUCUCGACUCGCAGACAAACAGCAGCGAGGAUCCCGUUGUCAGCCUGGCCAGCCCCUCGCCCUCUUCUGCUAGCGUCCCCCACAGCCAGGCCCGAAUCGCCUCUGCCGAGAUAGAGAAACCUUUUGGCAAACCUUGCGCGGGGUCACCCCCAAACUCUACGCACUCCUCUAUACUGUCCUCGCCACUGGCCAAACAGACAAGCACGCCGCCGCCCACACCAGAGCAGGCCCCCUUGAAGGCCACGCUGGUCAUGGUGGACGUGUCACCUGAACCAUCGGAGCAGAGGUGGAGCGAAGAGGAGGACCAGCCUUGCACGUCGCUGGACCAGCUGGAACAACCGGAACACCGGGAGCAGCCGGACCACCCGGCGACCUCCGAGGAUGAUGACGGAACUCUGGCCGAUGAAGACGUCGAUAAGAACAGUGGCAGCGAGUUGGAGGAGGAUGAGGAAGAGCUACUCAGGGUGAUGUCCCGGUGCAAACCCAUGUUUGUCACGUUCACACAGUGAUGGAGGAAAUGGAUGCGGGCAGUGGAAACAAGGGACGCUUCAACCUAAUAUAGUGAACCCCCAUUAUUCAAAUUUAAAAAUCUUCAUGUAAUUGACACUUCACCAAAAUGUUUAGAAUGGCCAAUACUAACAGUUGGAACCCUAAAUAUGCUCCAAACUAUGACCUCAAAACACUUUAAUACCAUUUCAAACUCAUCUUACCACAUUACCGUGAAAAAUAAAUGGCUUACAGCGCUGGCGUUUGUCGCCUUUGGAAUUUGUCACAAUACUAAUUACCAGAUGUGGGGGACUCAUGUCGCUUGCCUGCUUACAUGUGACAAUCAGCAAUUUCAAAAUACUGUGUCAUUUGUGCUUUUGAAAGAAAGUCUUUGUGUAGUGCAUGCAAAUCUGGCAACACACCAGGAUGGAUGCUAUGAUGCGAAGUGCAGAUGCUACCAGAUGAAACACAUAGGCUGUGAUAGGAGAUCUAAAGAUUAUAACAGUAAGUAAACUGGUUUUGGAACUCUU